Messenger RNA from Panicum hallii, 2159 nucleotides. RefSeq lists its product as uncharacterized. The record is from RefSeq and is a predicted model, not a curated record. Bases 683 to 1639 code for a protein of 318 amino acids. Lineage: Eukaryota; Viridiplantae; Streptophyta; Magnoliopsida; Poales; Poaceae. The transcript has a single exon.
UAUGUUUUCGCUAAGAAUUAACUGGCGAUUCUCAAAGAUACAGAUGCAGAUAGGCCCUGGUACGAUCGUUCCAGAUCAGUAAAAUCUCUUGGUUUGGCACAAGAGUGAAGCGAUUGCACUUGCCGGAGCAUAUACGAAGCUGGUUGGCGGGCAGUGCCGCAAUACUGGCCAAUGAGACACCUAGCGGCGCCCACGCGACCACGCCAUCAAUGGCCCGCGCGCCAGCCAGCCAGCCAGUGCCAGCGGCCCAGCCAGCGGAACGCGCCACGGGGGACGAGGCGCCCGAGGCAGCGCGGCAUGGCGAACGCGACGGGCGAGCCGAAGCGGCCAAGCGACCCGCAUGCAGAGCCCCUCGCCUCCCCCCGUCACCCCGUAGCCUCCUCGCCGCCUCCUCCCACUGGAACCCACCCAACCCGAGCGCGCGCCCCCGCGACUCGGCUCCGCCUACGUGUCGGCCGCGUCCCCGCGCGGUCGCCCACGUACCCCGCCCCGCCUUCCCACGUGCCCCUCCCUCUGCGCGCGUCCGAUUGGCCGCCCCGCCCUUCUUAAGCCGCGCUUGCCCCGGGCCGUGACGAGCCGUGCGUGCUCCGCUCCGUCUCAGGGUCUCCCUCACUCGAGUGAUCGAGUCUACUGACCACUGACCCCGACCCUGACCCCCGUGAGCCCGGCAGUGCUGCUCGCCAUGGCCAUGGUGCAGCCGGCGGACCCGGCCGUCAAGGCCAACGAGAUCCUGGCGCGGUUCCGCCCCAUCGCGCCCAAGCCCGCACUCGCGGCGGCGGCGUCGCCGGUGGCGCAGGCCGCGGCCGAGGGCGUGGUGGCCGCCAACCGCGUGCUGUGCCAGCUCCAGAGCAGGCCGUGCCGCGCGCGGAAGCGCGGCCGCCCGACCGUCGUGCCGGUCUCCCCGAAGUCGCCCGCGCAGCCGGCCGCCAAGCGGAAGAGGGCGGCGGCGCCGUACCCGCCGCUCCGGUGCGCGGCGGCUACCGACGCGGUGGCGACGGCGACGAGGGAGCAUGUGUCGGUGGUCGUCCCGGGCAGUGCAUGCCUCCCCCUGGCGUCGCUGCCGCCGGCGGCCACGGUCGCCGAGGACCUGGUGAAGGUGCCCGUGGAGCGCGACCUGCUGCGGAAGCUGCUGGAGCCCAAGGUGAUCUCGCCGCGGGCGAUGCGCCCCGUGUGCUCCACCAUCCACGUCGAGUGCAUCCGCCGCACCGACGCGACCUGCACCGACGCCGUCUCGAAGACGGCGGCGGAGGUGGAGGCGGAGAUGGAGGCCGACGCGCUCCCGGCGCUGGUCUCUGACUCGAGCAACCGCGUCCGGCUGGUGAACGACGCGUACAAGGAGAUGGUGGGACAGCCCGAGUGCCCGUGGCUCGACGCCGUGGCCGCCGCGUCGAGGAGGAUCAGCGGGGAGGUGGUGCUGGUGGUGGCCGAGCCAGCUUUGCUGCCGGAGCCCCACGAGGUGCUCGCAUGCACGGCCAGGAUCGAUUGGGAGUACGGCGGCAAGUGCACCUCCAUCUUGGCGCAGUGCGACGUUAGCCGUCUGCUGUGCGAGUCCAGGGACUACCUCUUCACCUGGAGGUUUCGCACCGCCGACGCCGACGCCUCCGUGGGCCGCCGCUCCGGCGAGGCAAGCGACAGCUAGGAGAAGUUUGUACCGCAUCUUGCGCCACGCACUGCGGGGCGCCAAACCAAGUGCACAGGCUAAGCUUCAUGUUGAGCUAGACCAGCUUUCCUCUUCUGCAAAGUCCAUAGAAUGUAGACCCAGUUCUGAAAUCUGGAGUACAUAUAAGAUGUUGACUGGAGAAUGCAAGGGAUAAUGUAACAUGUACUUUUAUGAAACUGCUCGGUGUCAAUUUCUGCAUGACUUUCCGGCAUGAUAACGACAGGUCUGCUCAUGGUCAAGCGAGAUAGGUCGUGGCUGGCAUUUCAUGGGUAGAUCGAUAUAGGUUAAAGCAAGUAACAUCGUCAUGACACGCUUUACCUUCAGGUUAAAUAAAAAGAACCAAGUUUCUUCAUGAUUGCUCCCUACUUAGUUCUCCAGUGUAUUUGGUUUAUCUGUAGUACACAACCUCUUGUAAAACUUAUUUGCUUCCUCCUUAUACUCCAUGAUAUAGCAGCGCUGCAAUACUUUUCAAAAAAAAAAGAAAAAAGGAAUCAUUUAA